GUUGAGGCUGCAUAUGACAUGUUGCUCAUGCAGAGUUUAUCACAACGCAGGGCUGGGAAGGUUGUAAAUCGUAGCAUCCUGUAUGCUGAUGCUAAACCUGCUAGGAGUGCAGGAGCAGGUGCAAUGCCAAAAUGGCUACAGACAAUGGUCAAGAAUGUUCCUGUUUCAGUUGAAGGUCCAUCUACUGGCAAUGUGGGUGUACAGGCUGGGGUUUAUGGAGCCUUGAUGGUUUUCACAUUUGUUAGUGGUACCUCCACAUCUUCAGCUGGGACAUACACCGGGGCCGAUGUUGCUGGGUUAAUUUUGGCUACAAGCUUUGGAGCUUCAUUAUACUUUUUGACCAAGAAGAGCAUUAGCCUAGGAAAAGCGACAAUUAUUACUUUGGGGGGGCUUGUUGUGGGUGCAGUGAUAGGAUCAGCAGUUGAGAAAUGGUUGCAGGUGGAUAUAGUCCCCUUUUAUGGCAUCCAUUCACCUGCAGUGAUCGUCAGUGAAUUUAUUCUCUUCUCACAGUUAUUGGUAUCACUUUAUCUGAGAUAGGUUAGAGAGAUCCUCUGCUGGUCCGUUAUUAACUGAUGUUGGUUGUCCUACUUAUUGUUCAGCAGAAUCCAUGGUUGCUUAAAAGGUAUUUAAUAUAUGCAGCAAAUUGUAUAGCGGUCACGGUUACACAUUGUAUACUGUCGUUUAUGUUGGGACAUUGGUUGUAACAUCCAAAUUUCAUUCAUCUCUACCAGUUUUGGUUUUAUGGAGCAAAUUUUGAA
This is a messenger RNA of Elaeis guineensis (African oil palm), 758 nucleotides long. The record is from RefSeq and is a predicted model, not a curated record. Lineage: Eukaryota; Viridiplantae; Streptophyta; Magnoliopsida; Arecales; Arecaceae.